Suillus plorans is the source of this 1332-nucleotide messenger RNA. RefSeq lists its product as uncharacterized. Bases 1 to 1332 code for a protein of 443 amino acids. The record is from RefSeq and is a predicted model, not a curated record. The transcript is spliced from 9 exons. NCBI's taxonomy places the organism in Eukaryota, Fungi, Basidiomycota, Agaricomycetes, Boletales, Suillaceae.
AUGGCCCCACAAUCCACAGAUAAGACUCAACUAAAGCAAUACUUCAAGCAUCUUGUCGGAAAUUCAACUGUUAUGCAUGCACUUCAGAUAGGAGCAGAUAUUGAGAAGGAUCUUCUCGCUUUUGGAGAUAAACCAGGCCUUGCAAAUUCUGUCAGCCAUCUGAAGUCCCUAACCACCAAGAAUGCUGGAUUGGUGCCAGGAUCUCUCCACCAAGCUCUGGAAGUAUAUUUCCUUCAGUGCUGCAGGAGGAAGAAUGCAGCUCGCUCUGAGAAAAGAACUAUUGCAAAGGUCCUGGGCCUUCAUGCCACCCCACUAUCGGCCAAGUCUCUUGCAGACACUGGCACAGUCAGGAUGGUCACCCGUGACUGUUCUGCUAAAACCAGCUAUAAAUGGGGUACACUUUUAGUGGACCGUGGCAAUGAGGAUUUGGUUGGUAGUGGGGAUACUGCCCUUUCUGUUCCUGAGGACGACUCGUGGUAUGUGAUCGAACCAGAUGAAAGCAUCAUUUUUGUCGAUUCUGAGGGAUCUGUUACACUCGCUGUACUCUGUGGCAAGUGCGGCCAGCGUCCUGACCUGUUGUCUUAUGUCAAUGAUAUCAUCGAUGAGGCUGUCAAUGACCGCAAGGGGGUCAGGCCUACCCAUGGGGGGGAGCUGAUUCAGUUUGGCUGGAAUGCUGGUCCUCGUCAUGCACGUGUUUUUGGUCUGGUGAACAACCUUACCAAUAAGAAGAGGCUGUCCAUGACUACGAGGCAGCAGAAGGGCUCCUGUGCUUUAGGAAUUCUGGCUUUGAGCUGGAACUUGCUGGUCGCUAGUCUCCCUGCUGAGGUCAGUACAUCAUGUAUCGAGGCAAUUGACGAGGCAGGUUUGCCUCCUAUGACAAUCCAAGGCGAUGACAUGGACUUUGGGUAUACCCUAGACUUACCUGGUGGUCCUCUCUGCUUUUCGACAGCUGAGCGGGCUCCCUCUGAGGCAUAUAUGUCCCAAAAUUAUGACCCCAUUCACACGGACCAACUCUAUGCCCCUUAUGCGAUGAACUGGGUUACUCUUCAUGCUAUCAUGGAUCGAGAGCAAUGCCAGCUUCAUGGUGGUUGUAGUUCUGGUGGAAAUUAUGUGGAUGUCUCCCUCAAGGUAGUGGUGAAAUGUGCAACUGACACAGUCAUGAGUAUGCAACCCUGUUUCCAGCAUGGUACCACCCUCGCUCGAGAUGGUGUCUGCAGACAAGGAACUGCCAUCAAUUUUUCAAGGCACAUCAAACAAGCAUUUGAUGAGGCAAUUGCAAUUGAAGGUGAUGUCAAGGUGAUGGUUAGUCGACUUGUAGAGGCAGAAGAGUGA